UGUUGAACGGCUCUGUCAUCAGCAGGUUGUCGGCGGAGAUUGAAUCAUCUGCUGCUCUUCAUCUCGUAGGCCUUUCUUCAUCUUUUUCAUCGCUCGUGUACAAAAUGGAUGGACACUGUAUCGCCGUCCUGGUGGUUGUCUGCCUGAUGCAAUUGAUCGACGCUCAAGUCUACUAUCCCCAGCCGGUGCCUGUUACAACAACAACCACAACAACAACGGCUGCUCCGGCGACAACAACGACGACAACAGUUGCUCCGUUGCCCAUCACCACGACGUUGGAUCCACUGGCGCCCGUCACGGACGUUCCUCUGCCCGGCAGCUUGGCCUUGAUGAACUCGAUGAUGGCCAACAUGAUGAACAUCAUGUCGAUGUAUCCGCCGCCGCCACCUCCUCCACCCAUGGCCUAUCCUCCUCCUCCUCCCGCCAAUCCGGCCGGAAUAAGUUACUACAACUCGCCACCUGUUGCUGCCCCGCUGCCGCCCAGCAACUACUACGCGCCACCUGCUCCUUACGGCGGAAUGCCUCCAGCACCUUACGCCCAGCAGCAGCAGGCCAGCAGUUACGUCACAACCGUCCGUCCCCCAACUCCUUACGGUGUGGUGCCCAUCAGCAGCGGAUCGGCCUAUUAUCCACCACCACCAACUCCUUACGGCUCGACUUCAUUCGGACCAUCCAGCGUCUACGGUAUGGGAUUCCGGCCCACCACGACUUACUACGGCAACGCUGCUGGAUACCAAGCAGCACCGCAACAGCAACCGUACAGCAACAACUACGCCGGCUCGUAUUACCCGCCCCAGCAGCCGAUGAACAUCGCCUAUCACGGAACGACCUGGUGAU
Molecule: messenger RNA, 837 nt
Organism: Daphnia pulicaria
Lineage: Eukaryota; Metazoa; Arthropoda; Branchiopoda; Diplostraca; Daphniidae
Product: extensin-1-like
Exons: 2
Coding region: 105-836 (243 amino acids)
Source: RefSeq, a predicted model, not a curated record